Molecule: messenger RNA, 3979 nt
Organism: Lampris incognitus (smalleye Pacific opah)
Lineage: Eukaryota; Metazoa; Chordata; Actinopteri; Lampriformes; Lampridae
Gene: ireb2
Product: iron-responsive element binding protein 2
Exons: 22
Coding region: 7-2913 (968 amino acids)
Biological process (GO): tricarboxylic acid cycle; citrate metabolic process
Cellular component (GO): mitochondrion; cytosol
Molecular function (GO): aconitate hydratase activity; iron-responsive element binding; 4 iron, 4 sulfur cluster binding
Source: RefSeq, a predicted model, not a curated record
GUCAUCAUGGCGCUCACUUCCACGGUCCAAGAGCAUCCGUACAGCCAUUUGAUUGACACAGUGAAAGAUGGAGGUCUCAAAUUCUUCAAUCUGCAGAAGCUCAAUGAUCCAAGAUACGAAAAGCUGCCUUUGUCCAUCCGUGUCUUACUGGAGGCGGCCAUUCGUAAGUGUGAUGGAUUUUACGUGAAAAAGGAGGAUGUCCAGAACAUUCUGGACUGGCAGCAGCAGCAGAACCAGGCCGAGGUACCGUUCCCACCAGCACGGGUCCUCCUACAAGACUUUACCGGGAUUCCUGCCAUGGUGGACCUGGCGUCCAUGAGAGAUGCGGUGGCCAAACACGGUGUCGACCCCUCCUUGGUCAACCCUGUAUGUCCCACGGACCUCAUAGUCGACCACUCUCUACAGAUAGACUUCAGUAAAUGUGCCAUACAGAACGCUCCAAACCCAGGUGGAGGGGACACUCGGAGCCAGACCCAGGGACCUCUCAGACCUUUGCCCCGCAGAGGCUCGCAGUGUGGGGGUCAGCGGAACUCCUGUAGAAAAACCAGCUGUAGUGAUCCCCCCACCCCCUCUGGGCGACCUUCGACCUCUGUCCAGCAGAUCGAGAACACACCCCUCCUCUGCCCCUUCCACCUGCAGCCGGUCUCUGAACCCGAAACAGCCCUGAAGAACCAGGAACUGGAACUUAUCCGGAACAAAGAAAGGCUCCAGUUCUUUAAGUGGUGCUCUAAGGCGUUUAAAAAGGUAAACGUGGUUCCACCGGACGUGGGCACGUACCACCAAGUGAACCUGGAGUACCUGUCCAGAGUCAUCCAGGUGGAUGCAGGUUUCAUCUUCCCCGACAGCGUCAUCGGAACCGAUUCCCACACCACCAUGAUCAACGGCCUUGGCAUCUUAGGCUGGGGUGUUGGUGGGAUUGAGUCGGAAGCGGUGAUGCUGGGCCAGCCCGUGUACCUUCCCCUCCCCCAGGUGGUGGGCUGUAAGCUGGUGGGCUCCAUCAACCCACUCACCACCUCCAUAGACAUCGUCCUGGCCAUCACUAAGCACUUGCGGCAAGCUGGGAUUGCUGGGAAGUUUGUGGAGUUCUUUGGGCCUGGUGUGUCCCAGCUGUCAGUCUCGGAUCGUACCACCAUCGCCAACAUGUGUCCUGAGUACAGCGCCACUGUCAGCUUCUUCCCCAUCGACCACGUCACACUCACGCACUUUAAAAAGACGAACUACAGCCAGGAGAAACUCGAAUUACUGGAGUUUUACUUGAAGGCUGUGAAACUGUUCCGGAGCUACGAGGACCCGUCACAAGAUCCCCAUUAUUCUGAGGUGAUCGAGAUCAACCUCAGCUCCAUCGUGCCCUACGUGAGCGGACCAAAGCGAGCCCAGGACAGAGUGUCUGUCGGCAGCAUGAAGGAGGACUUCCAGAGCUGUCUGGAUGAGAAGGUGGGCUUCAAAGGCUUUCAUAUUGCCAAGGCAAAACAGGAGACCCGGGUUCCUUUCCUCCACGGUGGACAGGAGUACCAGCUGGCUCACGGCUCCGUGGUCAUCGCAGCCGUUAUAAGCUGCACCAAUAACUGCAACCCAUCUGUCAUGCUGACCGCAGGUCUACUGGCCAAGAAGGCGGUGGAGGUGGGGCUUGUUGUGAAGCCUUACAUCCAGACUAGUCUGGCUCCUGGGAGUGGAAUGGUCACCCAGUACCUGAAUACGAGUGGAGUACUGCCCUACCUCAUCCAGCUUGGGUUUGAUGUGAUUGGUUAUGGAUGUGCCACCUGCGUAGGAAACACAGCCCCACUACCUGACACUGUUGUCCAGGCUAUCAAACAGGGGGACCUGGUGGCCUGUGGAGUGUUAUCUGGGAACAGGCAUUUUGAAGGACGCAUUUGUGACUGUGUACGUGCCAACUACCUAGCCUCUCCUCCCCUAGUGGUGGCAUAUGCUAUUGCAGGCACUGUGGGCAUCGACUUUGAGAAGGAGCCUUUGGGUGUAACUUCAGAGGGGAAGGAGGUGUACCUGAGGGAGGUGUGGCCGUCCAGGGAGGAGGUGCAGCAGACUGAGGAGGACGUCAUCAUAUCCUCCAUUUUCAGUGAGCUGAGAGGGAGGAUGGAGAAAGGGAACACAUUUUGGAACAACCUUGAAUGUCCGGAUUCUGUGCUUUUCCCCUGGGAUCACAAGUCCACCUACAUCUGCUCUCCAUCCUUCUUCCAUAAACUGACUAAAGAGGUCUCAGCUCCACAGUCCAUAGAUGGCGCUCAUGCCCUGCUGUUCCUGGGAGACAAGGUGACCACGGACCACAUCUCACCUGCAGGAAGCAUCGCCAGGGUCAGCGCCGCUGCCAAGCACCUGCUGAGCAAACGCCUGACACCGCGAGAGUUUAACUCGUAUGGUGCUCGCCGUGGAAACGACGCAGUGAUGACCAGAGGUACAUUCGCCAGCAUCAAGCUUCAGAACCGCUUCAUCGGCAAAGCAGGGCCGAAGACUUUACACAUUCCGUCAGGCCAAACGCUGGAUGUAUUCGAGGCAGCGGAGAGGUACCAGAGGGACAGUGUUCCUCUCAUCAUCCUGGCAGGGAAAGACUACGGCUCAGGAAACUCCAGGGACUGGGUGGCCAAAGGACCGUUCCUACUGGGUGUGCGUGCAGUCAUUGCUGAGAGCUUUGAGAAGCUCCACAGGAGUCAGCUGGUGGGGAUGGGCAUCAUACCCCUCCAGUUCCAGCCAGGUCAGACGGCAGACUCACUGGAGCUCAGCGGGAAGGAGAGGUUCACCAUUGCCCUGCCGGGGGACCUGAGUCCUCGACAGCAGCUCACUGUCAAGACCAGUCAAGGGAAGUCCUUCAGCGUCACGGCUCUGUUUGAAAGCGAGAUGGACGUCACCUUUUACCGACACGGAGGCCUCCUCAGAUAUGUGGCCAGGAUGACGCUUUAACCCCACCCCCACCCCGCAGUGCCCGCCCACAGGAUGUGUAUGGGAUGAAGGAAGAGCGUCAGAUCAGUCAAUUCAGCAGACAUGUUCCUCAGCAUGGAGUCUCCGAGGCCGUUUGGCAGGGGCCAGAGGAAGGCUGAAGGAGGUGCAUUCUGAUGUCCUGACUCUUCCUCCUCCUGCUGACAAACAGGGGUUCAAUUUGAAGACUUGCGCCGCUGUUGCUUCUCCAUCUCCUUUUCCUUCAUUCAGCAGCAGCAUUGACAGGACAGCUGGGAUAUCCCGACUCGAACCAGAGACUGAAGACUUUGUGCAUCAGCGUUUGUAAGGUCUUUUCUGAGUCCUCCAUCGUAAGGGAAGACGUUUCCAAUAAAAAGUGUGGACAGCUCAUUUGUAACGCCAUGAAGAAGAGGGGGGUUCAGCCAACAAGCAGCCAACCAACCCCAUCUUUUAAGCCUGCAUUUCAAACAGUAGAAGACUGAAAUUAAAUAAAAAUCCUGCCUUGAAAGGCAGACAUGGUGCUCGGUCGAUGUGUAAAUACGAUGGAGUAGCUAGGUUGUCGUUCUCUGUCGGUUUGCUCGGCAAGUUUUCCACAAAUUUCACACAAAGGUGGACGGAAUGUGACAGGAUUAAUUUCUGAAUUUGUUUCCACGAUGGAAAACCAAGACGUAAUGUGUGAAAAAUGAUCUUACUGACAGAAUGAACAGGCACCUUGCUGUCUCUCACAUACACAUACACACACAGACACACACAUACACCCCCCCCAACACACACACACACACACACACACGCAAAGUUUCAAGGAAAAGCAUUCUUUUUGGGGCUUUGUGCUUGGAUCUCUUGUCUGUCAGGUGCAUGAAGACGUUUCCUUCAACAGAUGACGUGAUGAAAUAUUUUUUAAACUUUGGUUGCUGAUGGUGACUUGUCAUUUUAAGUUGCUCUGACUAAAGACACCUGGUUUCAUCUUGCCAUCAAUGUGUAUUUAUUUAAAACUUCAGUGUUCGAGCAUGGAUGUCUGUAAUGAGAAGAGGAACAUAUACAUCUAAAAAAAUAAAUAUCAAUCCAAAAGAAA